Elgaria multicarinata webbii is the source of this 3235-nucleotide messenger RNA. It is a transcript of the gene PIK3C3, whose product is annotated as phosphatidylinositol 3-kinase catalytic subunit type 3. Gene Ontology annotation, biological process: endocytosis; autophagosome assembly; autophagy of peroxisome. The transcript is spliced from 26 exons. Bases 25 to 2715 code for a protein of 896 amino acids. The record is from RefSeq and is a predicted model, not a curated record. Gene Ontology annotation, molecular function: 1-phosphatidylinositol-3-kinase activity. Gene Ontology annotation, cellular component: cytoplasm; phosphatidylinositol 3-kinase complex, class III, type II; endosome. Lineage: Eukaryota; Metazoa; Chordata; Lepidosauria; Squamata; Anguidae.
GGGAGGGUUCCUGGAGCAGCCGCCAUGGGGGAAGCGGAGAAGUUCCAUUAUGUUUACAGCUGCGACCUGGACAUUAAUGUGCAGCUCAAAAUAGGAAGCUUGGAAGGGAAAAGAGAGCAGAAAAGCUACAAAGCUGUGCUGGAAAAUCCCAUGCUGAGGUUCUCUGGGCUGUACCAAGAGACCUGCUCCGACUUGUACGUGACCUGCCAGGUCUUCGCAGAGGGGAAGCCUCUCGCCCUACCGGUGCGGACGUCCUACAAAGCUUUUAGCACCAGAUGGAACUGGAAUGAAUGGUUAAAACUGCCGGUCAAGUACCCAGAUUUGCCUCGGAAUGCCCAAGUGUCUUUGACAAUAUGGGACGUCUACGGACCUGGCAAAGCAGUACCUGUUGGGGGAACGACGGUCUCACUCUUUGGGAAAUACGGGAUGUUUCGCCAAGGGAUGCACGAUUUGAAAGUCUGGCCCAACGUGGAAGCAGACGGCUCUGAGCCCACCAGGACCCCAGGCAGAACCAGCAGUACGCUUUCAGAGGAUCAGAUGAGCCGGCUAGCCAAGGCCUCUGACGAGGAACGUUUGGAGGAACUCACCAAGUCUCACCGGCAAGGUCACAUGGUCAAAGUAGACUGGCUGGACAGACUGACCUUUCGAGAAAUUGAGAUGAUCAAUGAGAGUGAGAAACGGAGUUCUAACUUUAUGUACUUGAUGAUUGAAUUCCGCUGUGCAAAGAGCGACGACAAAGAAUACGGCAUCGUAUAUUAUGAGAAGGACGGCGAUGAGUCAUCUCCAAUUUUAACGAGCUCUGAGAUCGUUAAAGUUCCGGAUCCCCAGAUGUCCAUGGAAAACUUGGUGGAAAGCAAACACCACAAGCUUGCGAGAAGCUUACGAAGCGGACCGUCUGAUCACGAUCUCAAGCCCAACGCAGCGACUCGCGAUCAGCUUAAUAUCAUAGUGAGCUAUCCGCCAACGAAGCAACUGACAUACGAAGAGCAGGACCUUGUGUGGAAAUUCCGAUAUUAUCUUACGCAUCAGGAAAAGGCCCUGACAAAAUUCUUGAAAUGUGUCAACUGGUACCUCCCUCAAGAGGCGAAGCAAGCCCUGGAGCUCUUGGGCAAGUGGAAGCCGAUGGAUGUGGAAGACUCCCUGGAGCUGUUGUCCUCUCACUUCACCAACCAGACGGUGCGGCGCUACGCAGUGGCCAGGUUGCAGCAGGCUGACGACGAGGAUCUCCUGAUGUACCUGCUGCAGCUCGUCCAGGCGCUGAAAUAUGAAAACUUUGAAGACAUCAAAAGUGGACUGGAACCUACCAAGAAGGAUAGCCAGGGCUCCAUGUCAGAGAGCAUGGCUGCAUCUGGAACGAAUGCUGCAGAAAUAGACAGCUCCCAAAUCAUCACGAGUCCUCUCCCCUUCAUAUCUUCCCCGCCUUCUACAGCAAAAACAAAGGAGUCUGCUGAAGGGGAAAAUCUUGAGCAAGACCUUUGCACGUUCUUGAUAUCGCGAGCAUGCAAGAAUUCCACGCUGGCAAACUAUUUAUAUUGGUAUGUCAUUGUGGAAUGCGAAGACCAGGACACUCAGCAAAGAGACCCCAGGACACAUGAAAUGUACCUGAACGUCAUGAGGCGGUUUAGUCAAGCUCUGUUGAAGGGUGAUAAGUCUGUCAGAGUGAUGCGUUCUUUGCUGGCCGCUCAGCAGACGUUCGUAGACCGGCUGGUCCAUCUAAUGAAAGCGGUGCAGCGUGAAAGUGGAAAUCGAAAGAAAAAGAAUGAGAGGCUGCAGGCGCUCCUGGCUGACAAGGAAAAGAUGAACUUAUCGGAUUUUGAACCCAUUCCGUUGCCUCUAGAACCCCAGGUGAAAAUUAGGGGAAUCAUCCCGGAAAAAGCAACACUGUUCAAGAGUGCCCUAAUGCCAGCCCAGUUAUUCUUCAGGACAGAAGACGGAGACAAAUACCCUGUAAUAUUUAAACACGGGGAUGACUUGCGUCAAGAUCAACUAAUUCUCCAGAUCAUUUCGCUCAUGGACAAGCUUUUACGCAAGGAGAACCUGGAUUUGAAAUUGACUCCUUAUAAGGUCUUGGCUACUAGUACAAAACAUGGUUUCAUGCAGUUUAUUCAGUCAGUCCCAGUGGCGGAAGUUCUUGCAACUGAAGAAAGCAUACAGAACUUCUUCCGCAAGCAUGCGGCGAGUGAAACGGGCCCUCACGGAAUUAGCGCCGAGGUGAUGGACACUUACGUCAAAAGCUGUGCUGGAUAUUGUGUGAUAACGUAUAUCCUUGGAGUUGGAGACAGACAUCUGGAUAACCUUUUGCUAACCAAAACAGGCAAACUCUUCCACAUCGAUUUUGGCUACAUUUUGGGCCGUGAUCCGAAGCCCCUUCCUCCACCGAUGAAGCUGAAUAAAGAGAUGGUGGAAGGCAUGGGAGGGACGCAGAGCGAGCAAUACCAGGAGUUCCGCAAGCAGUGCUAUACGGCUUUCCUCCAUCUCCGCAGGUAUUCCAACUUGAUUUUGAACUUGUUUUCACUCAUGGUUGAUGCCAACAUUCCAGACAUUGCUCUUGAACCAGACAAGACUGUGAGAAAGGUGCAAGACAAAUUCCGCUUGGAUCUUUCGGAUGAAGAAGCUGUGCACUACAUGCAGAGCCUGAUAGAUGAAAGUGUCCACGCUCUCUUUGCAGCUAUGGUCGAGCAAAUCCACAAGUUUGCUCAGUACUGGAGAAAAUGAGUCCUGUCAGCUUCUAAAGGCAAGAAUUCACACACGGCUGUCUCUCUUAAGCUACACAACAUGGUCUCCAAUGAAGUGUACUGAAUCUCUGGACAGUUCACCUCACCUGGUUUUCCAUUAAAACCGGAUCAAGGAUAUGUCUCCUCAUUUAGGAACGUCAGCUUCAACGUUUGGAAAAUAGAGCAACAGCCUCCAAAGUCAGAUAUGACGAGAAGAAAAAAUGUCUUACAGUUUUCCAAGUGCACCUGUACACCUGAUGUUCCUGUACCUUUGGACAAAGGAUCAGGGACUUCUCAUGCACUUAACUUGGACUUGUACAGUGCCUGUAGAAGUGCACAUUAUAAAAAUGCCCUUUUUGUGUAUAGAAAGAAAAGUAUUGUUGAAGCUUUAUGCACUUGGGGUUGAAGUUUUGGAUUUCUUUGAAAGGCUUGCCCAGAAUAAUUAAUGGCUUGGUCCUUUCUUUCGGAAAGGGAUGUCUUGCAAAGUGCCAGCGGAAGCCCACCUAUGAUGAAACAAAUAU